AUGACACUCCUCACGGCCCAGGGUGCCCAGCAAGUUUUCCAGCUACAGGGGCCCGAAGGCCGGGAACACCUCCGGCAACUGCUGCAGUGGGAGGCACCAGAGGAGGGAACCCGUGAGUCCAUCCUGCUUGAUACCCUCUAUGAGAGCCUGCUCUUCGCCGGGGGCAAGGGCUUCCCAUGGGCACAGGUGUCCCAGGUGGUCAGAUUCACUGAGGAGCUGCUCAGCGAAAACAGAGGCCAGUCCCUCAUGGAGGCUGUGAUCACUUUGGGGAAGAAACUCCAGGAAUAUCAGACCCAGUUCAACACCACCCGCCUGCUGGUCCUGUGUGAUUACUUCCAGAACACUCUGCUCCGCCACCACCAGCUCUACCAGUUCAUCCUGGGCCAUGACCAGGACGUGAGGCUGAGUGUGGAGCAUGUGGAGGUGUGUGUACCGCCCCAGCCACUAGCCCUGACUCAGGGCACCGAGGAAGCCGUGUGGGCCCAUGAACAGCAGCUGGCCAAGUUGGCGCUGGCCGAAGCACAGAAGCGUGUGGACCUGCUGGUGUGGAAGGAGGUGUUGAGGCUGGAGAAGGAGCAGCGGCUGCGAACUGUCUUCUCAGGGCAGCAGAGUGGGAACCAGCAGCUCUGCAGAGAGGAGUUGGAGGCCUUGGUGGCCAAGGCUGUCCAUGUGCACCUGGAGAGCCUGAUGCGGAUGCUGCAGCAGCAGAUCCAGGUCCUCUUCGAUAUGCUGGAACUGAGGCUGCAGAGGAAGGUCCUGAGUGUUGGAGCCUCCAUCCCUAGCCUGCUCGUAUUCCCUGCCCCGGGGGCGCUGAGUCUGAGUGUCCUGGUGGCUGAGCAGGGUUUCCUGAGGAAAGUCUGCUAG
Messenger RNA from Suncus etruscus (white-toothed pygmy shrew), 864 nucleotides. RefSeq names its product chromosome 4 C8orf74 homolog (gene C4H8orf74). Lineage: Eukaryota; Metazoa; Chordata; Mammalia; Eulipotyphla; Soricidae. The record is from RefSeq and is a predicted model, not a curated record. The transcript is spliced from 5 exons. The coding region runs from base 1 to 864 and encodes 287 amino acids.